Molecule: messenger RNA, 1518 nt
Organism: Mycena indigotica
Lineage: Eukaryota; Fungi; Basidiomycota; Agaricomycetes; Agaricales; Mycenaceae
Product: Guanine nucleotide-binding protein alpha-4 subunit
Exons: 11
Coding region: 37-1518 (493 amino acids)
Biological process (GO): adenylate cyclase-modulating G protein-coupled receptor signaling pathway
Cellular component (GO): heterotrimeric G-protein complex
Molecular function (GO): G protein-coupled receptor binding; G-protein beta/gamma-subunit complex binding; guanyl nucleotide binding
Source: RefSeq, a predicted model, not a curated record
UAUUUCAAGGACUUCGACCACCGCUUCAGCCCAACUAUGCGGACGCCCUCCUUGUACUCUGUCGAGAGUUCCGUUGACCCCAUUUCUCUUGCUCUACGUGCUAACCACGCUGCUGAAACUCCCGACGAACGACGCUCCAGAUUAGACGCGGAAGCAGAGGCGAAGCGGGUCUCAGACCGUAUCGAUGAAGAGCUUAGGCAGGAGAGAGAACGACUUCGUCGCUCUCGUGGAGAUGUAAAACUACUGCUUCUUGGCCAAGCCGAGAGCGGGAAGAGUACUCUCCAGAAGCAAUUCCAGCUCAUGUACCGGCCCAGCUCAUUAGAGCAAGAACGGUCUUCGUGGCGCACAGUCAUUUACUUCAACGUCGUCCAUUCGUUAAAGCACAUUCUAUCCACCCUCGAGUCUUGGGACGACAACUUUGAUGAUGGCCCCCAACCCUCGCGCCAUUACGAUAAGAAUGCCGAACUUCCCCCACUUCCAACUGGAAUGCCUAGAGCGCCUUCUCGACCCGAAAGUCCCGCCCUUGGCUCCCGCUCCAACCGCAUCGCCCAUCUUCGCACCCGACUUGCUCCCCUCAUCGCAACCGACUCGCCUCUUGCCGAUCGUCUUAGUGGUGGCGUCAGUGUAUUAGGUUCCAAAGGCGGCCUUUACGUCCGCAGUGGUUGGCAAGCGCGCACUGUUGAGAAGGGCAUCGGCCGACAUUUCAAGAAAUCUAGCGAAGCUGAGUUCCGCAAGGGUCACGUUCCAGAUGAUGAGGGCGACUUUCUCCUUCAAGACAUUGCCCGCAUGCUUGCUGCGCUUAAAGAUGAUGUUAGAGAGCUCUGGGCACACCCAACCGUCAAAGGACUCAUCAUGAAGAGGAAGCUGAAACUGGAUGAGUGGUCCGAAUUCUUCCUCAAAGACAUCACUCGCAUCGCUGCGCUUGAUUAUAUCCCCACAACAGAUGAUAUCCUUCAUGCUCGCAUUCAGACCAUGGGUGUGGCAGAGCACAUAUUCGACGUCGAUCUCCAUGGCAAGUCGGUCACUUGGCACCUGUACGAUGUCGGCGGCGCCAGAGGGCAGCGGCACUCGUGGAUUCCCUAUUUUGACACGGCUAACGCGAUCAUCUUUGUGGCCCCAGUCAGCGCUUUUGACCAGUAUCUUGAAGAAGAUCCUCGGACCAACAGAAUCGACGACUCUUUGCAGCUAUUCACCCAAGUCUGCUCCAAUGCACUCCUGAAGAGUGUUCAUCUCGUCCUUUUCUUGAACAAGACCGAUUUGCUCAAGGCCAAGAUCGACAACGGUCUUCGAGUUGCGAAAUACAUAACCUCUUUCGGCGAUCGCGCGAACGACUACGAAACGGUCGUUCAAUACUUCCGUGCCCAUUUCUUGCAAGUCCACCGCCGGAACAACGAAAACCGUCGUGUACUUUAUACCCAUUUCACUAGUGUCGUGGACACGAAAACCACCCAACGUAUUAUUGGAAACGUUCGGGACUCCAUUUUCCGCGGUUACCUCCAAUCUGCUGCGCUUGUGUAA